Vigna radiata var. radiata (mung bean) is the source of this 615-nucleotide messenger RNA. Its product is annotated as heavy metal-associated isoprenylated plant protein 39. Lineage: Eukaryota; Viridiplantae; Streptophyta; Magnoliopsida; Fabales; Fabaceae. The record is from RefSeq and is a predicted model, not a curated record. The transcript has 3 exons. The coding region runs from base 86 to 487 and encodes 133 amino acids. Gene Ontology annotation, molecular function: metal ion binding.
AGUCCAUCCUCCACAUCAAAUUGCACUGCUAAUUUCUCUGCUUCUUCCUUUCUUCCUCAUUGUCAAAACUUAGACCAAUUUCUAAAUGAAGAAAGUGGUGGUGAAAUUGGAUUUGCACGAUGAAAAAGCAAAGCAGAAGGCCAUGAAAUCGGUUUCUAGCCUGCCAGGUAUUGAUUCGAUCUCGAUGGACAUGAAGGAGAAGAAACUGACUGUAGUGGGAGACAUAGACCCUGUGAGUGUGGUGAGCAAAUUGAGAAAAAGUUGGCACACAGAAAUUGUAACUGUUGGGCCGGCAAAAGAGCCUGAGAAGAAGAAAGAAGAAGAGAAGAAAGAUGAUAACAAGAAGAAAGAUGAUGAGAAGAAGAAAGAUCCAAAUCAACAAAUUGAAGAGCUUGUCAAACUCUACAAAGCACACAAUCCUCACAUGACCACAUACUAUUAUGUUCAGAGUGCUGAAGAAAACCCUAAUGCUUGUGCUAUUUCUUGACUCACACUCAUCAAACCUUUCUGUAAAUUAUAUUUUCGGAAAUAAAUCAAUUCAUCUUUGAAUUCUGCGAAUAUUCAUCAUUAUUCUGAUAUGUCAUACACCGCUUUAGAAAAUUCUGUCAAUUAAAA